CGGCUCCUGGGGAGGAGGAGGAGGAGGAGGAGAGGCUCGGUUUUUAUCCCUCUGACACUGGAGCGUCCGGGACGCAGAGCCCGGAAUUGGGGCGGCCGAGGCGAGCGUGGGGCCCCGGGCUAGAAUAUCCUGGAAAAAGAGGCAUGACUAUCUGCAAUGAAAUUUCCUGACAAGUUGAUACCAGAGAAGGAAAAGAAAAGAAGGAAAGCUAGUGGGCAUAAUUUUGAACAACCAGGAUUUUUAUAUUUAUUGCUUGCAACUCCAGCCUUCUGCUGUCCAUUCUUAAGUUAGCAAUAUUCUCUGAACCCUGACAAGUCAAAAAAAGUAUACUUUCCUUUUUUUUUGAGAUCGAAUCUACAAUGUCUAGGAAACAAAGCCAGAGAGAUUCAUCAGGAUUCAUUUUUGAUUUACAAUCCAACACUGUACUGGCCCAGGGAGGAACUUUUGAGAACAUGAAAGAGAAGAUAAAUGCAGUGCGUGCAAUAGUUCCUAAUAAGAGCAACAAUGAAAUCAUCCUGGUUUUGCAGCACUUUGAUAAUUGUGUGGACAAAACAGUACAAGCAUUUAUGGAAGGUAGUGCCAGUGAAGUACUCAAAGAAUGGAUAGUAACAGGCAAGAAAAAGAACAAAAAGAAGAAAAGCAAACCAAAACCUACAGCAGAAACAAGUAGCAGUGUCCCAGAUUCCAAUACAGUGGUAUCCGUUCAAGAGGAGCAGCCUGCACCCUCCUCAGAGAAAGGUGGUGUUAAUGGUUAUCAUGUUAAUGGUGCCAUCAAUGAUGUUGAGUCUGUGGACUCACUGAGUGAAGGCUUGGAGACACUUUCCACAGAUGCCAGAGAACUGGAAGAUUCUGAAUUUGCCACACCAGAUACACUGGAUAGAACAGGAUCUGUGCUGGAGAAUGGUGUCUCUGACUUUGAGCCCACAUCUUCGACUGUGCGCUCUAUUCAGAACGUUCAUCAAUCCAGGAAUGCUGUCAAAUCUCUGUCAAGAUCCACCACAGGACCUCAAUUUUCAAGUCUGGCCAUGGAGAAUGUUCCCCUGUCCUCCACCAGUAAAAAACUAGGUUCCAAUAUUGAAAAAUCUGUAAAAGACCUGCAGCGCUGCACAGUGUCCCUUGCACGGUAUCGAGUUGUAGUUAAAGAAGAAAUGGAUGCUUCCAUUAAGAAAAUGAAACAAGCAUUUGCCGAAUUGCAGAGCUGUUUAAUGGAUCGAGAAGUGGCAUUGCUAGCUGAGAUGGACAAAGUGAAAGCUGAAGCAAUGGAAAUUUUGCUCAGCCGGCAGAAGAAAGCAGAGCUUUUAAAGAAAAUGACUGAUGUGGCCGUGCGAAUGUCAGAGGAGCAAUUGGUUGAACUCAGGGCUGAUAUCAAGCACUUUGUUAGUGAACGUAAAUAUGAUGAAGAUCUGGGAAGAGUAGCUCGGUUCACCUGUGAUGUAGAAACACUAAAAAGAAGCAUUGAUUCAUUUGGACAAGUGUCUCAUCCAAAGAACAGCUAUUCAACCAGAUCCCGAUGUAGCUCAGUUGUAUCUGCAUCUUUGAGUGGACCAAGUGAUGGCUCUGCUACUUCCUCUCCCACCUGUGCCUCUGUUCCCAGCCUUACAGGUGCUAACCAGAGAAACUCUGCUCCUGGAGAGCCUCCUGCAGCCCUAGCAAACUCCAGCAACCUGCUGCACCAGGCUCAUCAAGAGAUGUUUCCAGGAAACAGACGAGGAGGACAAGGAUUUAGGCCACAAGGCCAAAAGACCAGUGACCCCACAAACCCAGGACGACAUGACAGUGUGGGUCGUUUCAGAAAUAACUCCUGGUAUUCGACUGGUUCCGGGUAUCAGAGUGCUCCCCCUCAGGCUCUAGGAAACGCUAGUGGACGGAGCCAUCCUCACUCUGCAGGGAACAGUGGAACUGGAGCCAGUGUGGAACCUAGUCCACCCAAGCCUUCAUUUAAAAAGGGGCUUCCCCAGCGCAAACCCAGGGCCUCUCAUCCUGAAGCUGUGAAGUCUUGAGGGAAAUUCCAUUUCCUCUUUUCUAUUCCAUACAGUUCAACCUGAAAAUGGGACUUUAGAAAAUGUAUACUUAGAUUUAAUAACAAAACACAGUUUAUGCAUAUAACCUUGGGUCAUUCCAAAUGCUGUUGGUUUCUUCUCUUUUUCUUAUUUUUGGAGGGGAAGCUGUUUUUACAUUGACCUUUCUUAAUGGUAUGAACUGGUUCCGGAUGGUCAUUUUCACCAGAAUCAGGGCAGCUAUUGUCAGGUUUCCCAAGGUUAAGCAAUGUUCUUCACCAUUCACCCCUCUUCAGUCUUCCAACUGCUCAAAGAGGCCUUACUCAGCAAGCCCCUCCAUUGAAGCUGUCUCAGAAGGAAGUGGGUCAGAGCUGGUCUUUUUACCUCUCCAGUCUAAAUAGAAGUCACAAAUGCCUGCCAGGUUCCCCCUCAACAACAGUUUGACCAAGUGAAACAAUGAGGGGAUUUAAUGCUAUACUGGGCUAGCCAGAAAAAAGGAAAGAAAUAUUAAUUUGUGGAAAGGAGAGAACACUAAGAAACAUUUGAGAACCUGCCUGUAUCCCAGAAUGUGCCUGAGAUUUCACCCUCAAAUCAGGGUUUCAUUCCCAUGCUUGGCACCCAUAGCUUAACCUACAGUUUCUUAAAUGCUCAAACCUUGUUUCCUGUUACUUUAGGCUGUAAACCAGUCUAAGAAAGCCUAUGGGAAAGUAGCAUAAUUAAAGUUUUUUAAGGUUUUUUUUUUUUUUAAUAUUUCCUUGUUUCAACAUUUGGAGAUUUUUGUUGUUUCCUAAAGCCUGUUCUGAACCAAAUUUAUAGUAAUAUAAUUAGUAUUAAUGUAAGAUUACUCAUCAAAAAAAAUUGCUGCAGCCAUCUUUAUAGAUAAAUAAAAGCAAAUGCAUAAAUAUUGCCAUGUUUCACAUAGCAAGUACCUUCAUUAUCUGUUUCUGUUUGGGCCUCAUGAGUAGAAGUCACUUGGACAGUUUGUUCUGUGCUUAAAUGAGGGUGUCUGAUUCCCAAGUCAUUUGUCCUCUGCUGCUUAGCUUUAGAACCAAAUUAAAAUGUGAAAGCUAGGAUGAGCAAAUGCAGCUGUUCCUCGUGGGAAAGGAUCCAUAGGAUAGGCAACGGUGGCUUUCAAAGGACGACUUCAAAGUUUAGAAAAACCACAGCUGCCAACUGCUCUCUCCUAGGCAACCAAAGGUUAUAUUGGCACCCCUCUCCCUGAUUCCCUGUCCCUUGACAGUAGUGAAUGUAACCAUAAUUGAGCUCCUGCAUGUAGCAGGUGGCAUUGGUGCCAGACACGUCCACCCCCCCAACCCCCGCAUCUGUGAUUUAAUAACAGCAGAGCUUUCCUUCCUCCAGUACGCAUUCUCCCAAGCCUUGACUGUGAGUGGCAGCAGUACAGAACGUAGCUGCCUUGGGGCUUCUCCUAGCGCUCUCUGCCAAGAUUCAAAUUGGUUGGAGAGAGGGAGAGAAAGACAACUUAUUUGGGAGAAUUUGCUCAACAACACCAUCAGCCUGCUAAGAACCAGGAAAAAGCCCUGGUUUUCUGAUUAAUUGCUGCUAACCUAUACUGUAUCCAAAAUCCAGAGACUAAAGCAACCCCGAAGGGUUAUGAAGUCUAUCCCUGUAAGCAAGACUGUAUUUAACAACCCAGACAGGGGAAGCCACACAUUUAGCAAAAAUGUCUUGAAGUUGAAAUUAA
Jaculus jaculus (lesser Egyptian jerboa) is the source of this 3699-nucleotide messenger RNA. RefSeq names its product spermatogenesis associated serine rich 2 (gene Spats2). The record is from RefSeq and is a predicted model, not a curated record. NCBI's taxonomy places the organism in Eukaryota, Metazoa, Chordata, Mammalia, Rodentia, Dipodidae. Gene Ontology annotation, cellular component: cytoplasm. The coding region runs from base 360 to 2000 and encodes 546 amino acids. The transcript is spliced from 13 exons. Gene Ontology annotation, molecular function: protein binding.